AAUACAAGUUUUUAAGGAGCAAAAGAAACAAAAACAUGGAACAUGAUGAUUUCACAUAUCAUCAAUGAAUUCACCCUUGAUUAGAACACUCUCAAACACAACACAACAACUCCAACAACUACUCUCACAAUGCACUACCUUAACCCACCUUCAACAAACCCACACUUUCAUCCUAAAACACGCUCUCUUCCAAAACGACAUCAACCUCUCCCGUUUCAUUCACAAAACCGCUUCCCUCAAUUACCCAUCCUACUCCUACUCAAUCUUCACCUUCAAUCACAACCGUCCAUUUCCCAUCUUCGUCUACAACAACAUCAUCUACGCACUUUACUCAUCAAACGCUAAACUCGCUGUUUCGAUAUUCCGCUCCGUUCGACGUCUCGGACUCUCGUUUGAUUCUUACUCUUUGCCUUAUGUUUUGAAAUCUGUUGUUUGUUUAAAUGAUUUUGGUUUGGGGAAACAAAUUCAUUGUGUUGGUGUUGUUACUGGUUUGGAUAAGAAUGUUAGUGUUUGUAGUUCGUUGAUUCAAAUGUAUUCUUGUUAUGAUGUUUGUUCUGCAAGGAAGCUGUUUGAUGAGUUUGGAGGAAAUGGUUGUGUUUUGAAUGCUAUGAUUGUUGCUUAUGUUAAAGUUGGUGAUGUUUCUAAUGCAAGGAAGCUGUUUGAUUCUAUGCUUGAAAGAGAUAAGGAUGUUUUUUCGUGGACCGCCAUGAUUUCGGGUUACACGCAGGCUCAUAAUCCGAAUGAGGCAAUUAAGCUCUUCCGUAGAAUGCAGCUUGAGAAUGUGAAGCCAGAUGAAAUUGCCAUUUUGGCUGUGCUAUCUGCGUGUGCUGAUUUGGGUGCUCUACACUUGGGAGAGUGGAUUCACAACUACAUUGAAAAACACAAAUUGAGCAAGAUUGUUCCUCUUUACAACUCACUCAUAGACAUGUAUGCCAAAUCAGGAAACAUAAGGAAAGCACUAGAAUUGUUUGAGAAUAUGAAGCAUAAAACAAUUAUAACAUGGACAACAAUGAUCGCCGGGCUUGCUUUACAUGGUCUAGGAAAGGAAGCCCUUCGUGUAUUUUCCUGCAUGGAGAAAGAGGAUCGAGUCAAGCCAAAUGAAGUCACUUUUAUCGCUAUCCUUUCUGCUUGUAGCCAUGUUGGGUUGGUUGAACUAGGCCGCGAUUAUUUCACAUCUAUGAGGUCUAGAUAUGGAAUUGAACCUAAAAUUGAGCAUUAUGGCUGCAUGAUUGAUUUGCUUGGGCGUGCUGGUCAUCUUCAAGAAGCAAAAGAAAUGGUUUUGCGGAUGCCCUUUGAAGCAAAUGCAGCUAUAUGGGGAUCACUUCUUGCUGCCUCUACUAGGUGCGGUGAUGCUGAGCUAGCCGAGGAAGCUUUGCGUCAUCUCACAGUGUUGGAGCCUGGCCAUUGCGGAAAUUAUUCACUCUUGUCCAAUACCUAUGCUUCACUUGGUAGAUGGAAUGAAUCCCGGAUGGUAAGGAAGGUUAUGCAGGAUGCAGGUGUGGAAAAGGUCCCGGGUGUCAGUUUUAUUGAGGUGAACAACAUAGUAUAUGAAUUCAUUGCUGGAGACAAAUUAAGCAUCUACUUUGUUGACAUAUAUGAUGUCUUGCACAGCUUAGACGGGCAAAUAAAGAUAGAGAUCCACUAGAUAUUUAUGGGAUUUAGUUUACGUUGAGAUAUUGAAAAGUUGCAACUAUUUUGUUUUAUCUUCACUAUUUAUUGUAUUGAUUAAUCUUCCCUAUUAAUUGGGGAUUAACUAGGAGACCCCUGCCUAUAUAAAUGUACAUUCUCCCCCUCAUAAUAUAAAAUAGUAAACAUGUUUUCAGUCUUGAGA
Messenger RNA from Medicago truncatula (barrel medic), 1831 nucleotides. RefSeq names its product pentatricopeptide repeat-containing protein At5g56310. Gene Ontology annotation, molecular function: protein binding; RNA binding. Lineage: Eukaryota; Viridiplantae; Streptophyta; Magnoliopsida; Fabales; Fabaceae. The coding region runs from base 65 to 1645 and encodes 526 amino acids. The record is from RefSeq and is a predicted model, not a curated record. The transcript is spliced from 2 exons. Gene Ontology annotation, biological process: RNA modification.